AUGCUUAUGCCACUCGAGCGGAAGAGGUUUUGCAAGUUAGCGCGGAUUACUUCUAAGAUGGAGGUCUUUGGUGGGAGGAAGGGGGGGUGUGGGGUUUUUAUGAUGAGGAAUUCGAGCUCCAUGCCUAUUGUUAUGAUGGAGGAGGUGUUGUCUACUUUGAGGGCGUCUGCAGUUUGG
Messenger RNA from Tuber aestivum (summer truffle), 177 nucleotides. The record is from the annotation of a GenBank genome assembly. Lineage: Eukaryota; Fungi; Ascomycota; Pezizomycetes; Pezizales; Tuberaceae.